This is a messenger RNA of Macrobrachium nipponense, 2828 nucleotides long. Its product is annotated as GPI transamidase component PIG-T-like. Gene Ontology annotation, cellular component: GPI-anchor transamidase complex. Bases 156 to 2006 code for a protein of 616 amino acids. The record is from RefSeq and is a predicted model, not a curated record. NCBI's taxonomy places the organism in Eukaryota, Metazoa, Arthropoda, Malacostraca, Decapoda, Palaemonidae. Gene Ontology annotation, biological process: attachment of GPI anchor to protein. The transcript is spliced from 12 exons.
CACCAUCGCUGCUACUUCCAGAAAAACGCUACCUGUAGUAAUAUUAUUUCACCCAAGGGCGGCCUGAAGUAGUUGAUGAACUCAGGUUAUGUUUGCUUUGAGCAUCACGCAACAGUAAACCUACCGGGAGGACCUAGUGUUUGACGUGUGACACAAUGUCAAAAUUAGCUUUUACUGUCAUAUUUGUUAGCGUGGUCUGCGUAGUUUGCGAGGAGUCGAACACGUUUACAGAAGAGCUACUCAUUAAGCCCCUGGCGUCUGGGCAUAUCCAAUCUCACUUCGAAUUCACAACGAGGUGGAGUGGACCAGAGAUUGAAUGGUCCAUUGAGAAUUACAGAGAUUUUGAAUUUGCUCAUUAUGAUUUGUUUCCUCGAGCCCUUGGAGAAAUUAUUGAAGCAUAUCAUGUUCGAGAACUCCACCUGAGUUUAACGCAGGGAUUAUGGCGGCAUCGUAUGUGGGGAUAUCCAGUGAUUGAUGCACCACCUGGUGCUCAGCUCUGGGUUUGGUUUAAUCCCAGUGUAAACAACUUAGAUCAGACAUGGAGGGAUCUUGUAAAUGCAUUAAGUGGACUUGUUUGUGCAUCGUUAAAUUUUAUUGACUCCACAAACACAGUUUCUCCAGAACUGAGUUACAGACCACAGGGACUUGCUGAAGAAUGGUAUUCAUCCAAUUCGUCAUACUUGCGAUAUGCUGCUCUUCCCAGAGAAAAUGUCUGUACUGAGAAUCUAACCCCAUGGAAGAAACUUUUACCCUGUGAUACCAAGAGUGGACUUUCAAUGCUUCUCCACCCAACACCACUGUACACUGCGCAUUAUCAUGCUUUAUCAAUCCACCUACGGCCUACUUGCAAAGACAAAGAAUGUACUUCAUCACAACUUGAAUUAGUCCAGGCAUUAUCUCUUGUUCAGGACCCCACAGUAUCAAUGAAUGGACACCAGGACUGGAGUUUGCAUCACCUAUUUUCAGCUCCUCUGGUUUCUGUGUGUCCUUUGGCUUCAAAAUCUAUGAUAUAUGUGGAUGUAACCAGUAAUGGUAAGGAGGACUUUUCACUGUUCCCCAAACCAGAUUCUGUCCAAGAAAGCGGAUCAGGCCUAAGUUUAAGAAAGUAUGGAAUUUACGACAUCAGGAAGACAGAGUAUGGAGAGCCCUUUAACCUUGAGGCUCAUUAUAAGUCCCGCCAUAUCUAUGGAUUCAUAACUUCUCCUGUCCUCCAUGUCUCCAGGUUUAUUACAGGAUACGGGCAGGAGAGCGGAAGCAUAACUGUUAAAUUUACAAACACAGGCUCUGAGGCUCUUACAUUAGUGUAUUUGGAGGUCUUACCAUGGUAUUUGCGACUGUUUCUUCACACGUCUCAUGACCAAGAUCAGCCAUUAUAUGUCUCUAAGCUAGCUACUGCCGUCGACCGUGAACGUGGCUGGCUUUAUGAAGCAGUGGUUGAAGUAGAUGGGAAAUCCACUGUAGAGUUAAGCCUAGAAUUUUCUCGGGCCCUUUUGAAAUGGCUGGAAUACCCACCAGAUGCAAACCAUGGAUUCUACAUACCAGCAGCAACUAUUUCAGCAGUUCUCCCAGCUCCCAAGAAUGUGUCAGUCAAUAAUCUUCGAGGAAGUAGUCUCAGAGAAAAGUUAGUUGUAGAGGAGGGAAAAAGCUUUAUUCGUAUUCAUACAGAAACUAUAUUGGUCAGUUUACCCACUCCUGACUUUUCCAUGCCGUAUAAUGUAAUCUGCCUGGCAUGUACUGUGGUGGCACUGGCGUUUGGACCCAUUCAUAAUAUUACUACUAAAAAGUUGGUACUUAAGAAGAUUGAAGGCAGUGAAUCUCCUCUUGCCCGACUGAUGAAAAAAGUGAAAAACGUCUUCAGGAGAGGUAAAAAGGAUGAAACUGAAGAACCAAAGAAAGAAGCCGUGGUUGUCGAAGAGAAUCCACUGUACGAAGAAAGAGAAGAAUUAGAAGAUAUAGAGGAAGAAGGGAGUGAGGAAGAUAAGUCGUGCUCCGAAGUCAACAGUUGAAGAAGUGCUUUAAUUUGAGUUAUAACUUGUCAGCAUCAAACAGGAAGAGAUUGUAUUUGAUGAGAGUUGCUGUUGAAUGUCACAGCUCAGGGAGGCGUCUUCAUAUGUUACUUAGUGGAGUGGUUUUUGCUGGGACCAUUGUAGGAGUCUGGAAAGAACUGGAUGCACGUUGAGACCCUUGAUGUUCUUAAUCUUUAUUUCAAGCAUUUGCAGUGCACUAACAUGAAGGGUAGUAUCUGUAAAUAUAACAAUUAUUGAUAAUUUUGUGAGUGCUUAGAUGCCAGAGAGCCUUUGGUUGUUAUUGAGAUUUAAUGCAGUUAAUGGAAGUACUACAUACCUGGAUAACACAAUAUGUAUACCAUGAGUUACUGAUAUCGGCCUGGUGUUCUGUACAGUGCAAUGAUAAUGUCUUAGAAGUUAUUUAUUGUGCAAAAAUAAGCUUUUGUGCUGGUUAGAUUGUUCAGUAAUUGCUGUGUGUAUUACUUUUAGUGGGCACUAAACCUUUUGGGUACAGGAUUACAAAUUAUAAGUGAAAUAUUUUCAUACAACAUUGUGUAUUUAUUUUCUUUUGUACAUUCCACUACACCAUUGGCAAUGUUGAAUGUCCAUUAUUCUUGUUCAGAAAACUUCAGUUGAACUGUUUUUCUUUUCUCCUGGCAGUGUAGAGUUGCUUAUUGUUUAUAGAUACAGUACAUAUUCAAGUGAUUUUUUUAUUGUAUUUUUACAGCAAACAGUGAUUGUGAGUACAUGUAAUGUGAUGCAUUUUGUAAAUGCAACUGUCAUUGAUUGUACUUAUUUUUAAAUACAAUUUCUUUAAAAAUG